This is a messenger RNA of Cyclopterus lumpus (lumpfish), 7773 nucleotides long. Its product is annotated as basic helix-loop-helix domain-containing protein USF3. NCBI's taxonomy places the organism in Eukaryota, Metazoa, Chordata, Actinopteri, Perciformes, Cyclopteridae. Gene Ontology annotation, molecular function: protein dimerization activity. The record is from RefSeq and is a predicted model, not a curated record.
AGGUGUAGCUAGAUUGUUUUGAGAAAUGAGUUGAGUUUAAUGCUUUGCUAGCCAACAGUUAGCCUUCAAUCUACUCUCAGCGACAGACAGUCUCAGAAAUGCUGAGGCUUGAGGACUUUCACGGGAGGGAUUUACGGUCCAACUGUUAAAUGUGUUGACUGGUUCCUUAUCAAACAGGCAACUGUUCAGACAGGAUGCCAGAGAUGACUGAAACUCAGACACCUGGUCGUAAACCCAAAAAGAAGAAAAACAAAGAAUCUCACAAUGCAGUUGAGAGACACAGAAAAGAGAAGAUUAAUGCUGGGAUUAACCGCAUUGGUAAUCUACUCCCCUGUUCCAAGGCACUCAAACAGAGUAAGAACAUGAUCUUGGAUCAGGCCCAUCGUUACAUCACUGAACUGAAGAAACAAAAUGAUACAUUGCUUCUGGAAGGAGGAGAUAAAGUCCAAGCGGAGGAGAUCCGUCGGCUGCGGCGUCAGAUGGAGGAGCUGAGGAGGGAGAGUGCUCAGUACAUCGAGCUCCUUAAAGCCCAUGAUAUUAACAUUUUAGAAGACCCCACUAUUCACUGGAAGGGCAAACAGCGUUGCACCAAGGUGGCAACGGUGACCCCCACUCACCAACUCCCAAAAGGGAUUGUCGUCUACUCCAGUGGCAUUGUAAAGUGCCAAGAAGGAAAGGAGACUAGCCCAACAAAACAGCCUUCUGAAACAUUGAUUCUUCAGCCGCCUUCAGAGGUCAGUGCCAGGUUGAGAGUUAACGGAGCCCUGUUGCAAGUUAAUACCUCUUCUUCCACCCCUACACUUCUCCCUGGGUCGAUGGCCACACCCAACCAGUCUACAACAGGUCUGAGAAUGAUAGAGCAGUGUGUGGUCGAGACACCGGCUGCAGCCCCCACUCUUCCACCCUCAGUGUCUUACAUCACCCUCCAGAUCCCAGCAGCCACCACAGCCCUUUCCCAACAACCACAACCUGCCGCCCCAGUCCCGACCCUCACCAUAGCAGUCACAUCAGCGUCACAGCUCCCCACUGAAAGCCCUGCGCAGCCCUUGUCCAAUCUGACCACACUCACCCAGGCUAUAGCUACAUCCAGAGCAGCAACCUCAGAGGUUUGUUCAUGGGCCCCACAGGAUGCUGCCAUGAGGACUGUAAGUUACACUGCUAUCCACAACAGCCAAGCCCUUCUUAGGGCUGGGGCGGCAGGCAGCACACAGACGACCUGGACAACGCUGCAGAUGGCGGGAAACACAGUGCAGCCAGUCUGCCAGAGUCUCCCCACCCCAGAGGUCAUCAAUACCACUCAGACUGUCCAGCAGGUGACUGUGUGUCCAAUGGGACACGCACCCUCUGUUCAGCCCAUUCAAAUACAGAUGCAACCACAUGUGCCCGUUCAGCAAGCACCCACUACAGCACACAUUCAAGCACAGCCCUUUCAGAGACCAACCCAGCUACGGCCAGCAAUCCUGAAUCAAGUAAAGCCUCAGCCCGUUCUAGCCCCCCAACCACAGUGUGCUGUUCUCUCCCAGUCAGCCAUAGUACCCCAGCCAGCUGUGGUGUCCCACUCUGCCGUCGUGCCGUCGCAGCCCCAGUCUGUUGUACUUAAACCAGCGUCAUUGGUUCCCCAUCAUCCGACCACCCUCAUGCCUCAGCCUCAGCACAUCCCUCAGCCAGCCCUGGUGCCCCAGCCACAGACCACUGUGCUGCCCCUCCUUCAGACCAUGCAGGUGCUGCAGGUCAACCCAACUGGAGGGACAGCCUCAGGUGUAACAGCCCAGCAGAACACUAACAACCCAAGUGUGGUCAUCCUGCAACAGGCCAGUUCUUGUCCAACCCAGUCAGUUGUAAGGGAGGAAAUAACAAAUCAGCAACCAUGUCAACAUAUUGUAAUCAUCCAGGCACCCAAUCAAAUUGCUCCUACCCCUCAGAAUCCUCAGGUUGGCAUGGUGCCUGCCGCUGUUCCCAUUGCAGUACCUGUUGUGUCCACUCAGAUAUCCACAACCAGUAGUUCAACAUCUGCCACUUCCUUACAGAGUGUAGGGGGAAAGCAACUGGUGCACAUUCUCCCACGUCCUGUUCAGCCUCAUGUGAACCAUCCUCUUCAGGUCACACAGGCCUCCUCUUCACCACCGGUUCCUUCAACCCCACAGACGAUCACUGUGAAUGGCCAGGUGUUUGCUUUGCAGCCCAUGAAGACCUCUGACAAAUCCAGUUCCCAUGCUGGCCAGAGUACACUCCAGCUGGUCCAGCCCACCACCACUGAGGAACCAACUACUAAUGUGGCCCUCAACAGUUUAGGUGCACUCAGCAGUCUCAAUCAGAGCAUCUCUCAGGGCCUUCCACUUACCAUUUCUAGCCAGACUAAUGGUCAGCUUCCAGCUGCUCAAUUAUCAGUAGUCCAACAGAAGCAGCCUCUGGCAUCUGUCCCUGGAACCGCACUUGCUCUGCCGGCCCGGCAGCUACAAGUGCCUUCUGUCAACCCAGUCAAGUCAGGGUUGGUGGGUAAUGCCUCAAAAAGUCGAGGAAAGAGGCUUCGCACAACUUUGAAUACAAAGAGGGCGACAGCUAAAAGGACUAAACCAACCAAAAAGAAAGAGCUCAGUGAGGCACCACAUGUCAUUGCCGUUUCAGUCAAGCCUGUGGUAGCUGCAGGAGAAAGUCAGACAGAUAAAGUUUCAGUAUCUGAAGUUUUACAGUCCUCGACAGUAAAAGUCAUGGACAUUCCCCCUACUUGUACCACAGCUGUCACAACGACAGAUGGCAGUGAAGCUGUAGGGAAUAUCACCUCUACACAAAACACUCCGAUAAUGAUUGUGUGUAGUUCAUCGAGUGAUUCAACUGUAUUUAGGCAAUCCCAUCCACAGAGCAAAAGCUCCGUCAGUGAAACUCGGUCUGAUGUUGUGCUCGGUAACACUAGUGGUGUGGCAACUGCAGUUACAACUAUCAAUGCCACAUCAGUCAAGCCAACAGUUAGUGCAGCUAUGGCCAUUGAGAGUAAACCAUCCAUAGUUGCUGGCAAUAACUCAGCUUUAACCAAACUCUUAGUUCCAGAGGUUAAACAGCCAACAACUAGUUCAGCAACUAGCAUGACACAAAGUAAGUCAGCUGCCACCACUUCUGUUUCUAAACAGAGCAAAUCUGUGGUCAGUUCUGAAGGUGCCACUGAGACUCUGUACACUCCCACCACUGUUUCUACUGCAUGCCUGACGCCAGUCUGCACCAGCAGUAUCCCAGAAACUGCACCAGUAUCUUUAAAUCAGUCUACCCAAACAACUUGUAUGACAGUAUGUCGUCCCCACCAGGUAUCUAAUGCCCAAGAUCCUCUGCCCUGUAAUAAACCUCAGUCACAGCCCACCACUUUACCCUUGGUGUCCACAACUGUGGCGCUCUCAUUACCUGCAGCUAGUUUUUCUGCAGCCCACAGCUCUGUUACAGCCCCUACAACAAGCUCAGAGUUUAGGAAAAGGGGCACUACCAGUAGAGCCCCAACACAACAGACUAUUGUGAAUAUUCCCCACCCAUCACCCUGUCACCCUGUUGAAAUCAAACCACCUCAGCCUCCUCGAAGAGAUAGGGAGUCUCAGGUAGAGAGACACUCUACUGCAGCAGAGAAAGACCGCUUGGUGGCAGCAACUUCUGGCACUCCCUCUAGAAAGGACUUUGCCCUAUCUCAACAGGUGUACACUAACCUUGACGAUCAAACUAUAGAGCAACCUUUGACAGCAAGCAGACAGACAGAUUCUCCCAUGUCUUCAGGGGCUGGUGGAGGCAGAGGGUUCUCUGUGGCAUCCAUGCUUCCCCAGGGCCACACUAUCAGUGCGUCAUCUGGCUCCUUUGGAACAUUUACAUUCACAUCUGAGCAGGCAGAAAUGCUGGCCUUGGCCAUGCUAGAACAGGACAGUCCAGGAAGGCGGAGUGGAAGCUGCUCUGGCAACACUGCUUCAACAAACCCCACAGCAGCCACAUGGGAGCAACCAAAAGCCCCAAUGGUGUCGAACAGUAAAGAAAGGGGUUCAACUGGACAGCAAGCAAAAGUGACUAAACCCACGGACACAGUAACAGUUAAACCCACUGUCCAGGUAUCUGUCAGAGGACAUGCUGAGGAGGUGCCCAAUGGAAGCAGACAUCCACAAAACAUCUCAUACUCUCAGUCUCUCUCCCAUGUUCAGUCUCAGAGCUCAUCCCAGAGCGGCACCGUGGCUAGCCUCAGCGUUAACAACCUGAUCAGGCCCAGCUCCAGUCAGCAACCCUACCCUGGCUCUCCCAGUCUUGCUCUCCAACAGGGCUCAGUUCCCUCACCUGUAGGGAGCUCAGCCCACAUAUCCCAACCCCCAAACCACACCAUCUCCCCUUGCUCAGGUGCAGCCCAACUGAAUGAGUACACCCCCUUAAAGACUGCGUUAAUGAGGGCUCAGACUGGAGUUGGUGUAGGUGAGCGACAAGUGAAGAUCAUCUCCAAACGGCAGGCCCAGGACGAGGUGAUGCUAAACACUGGAAAACGGCCCAAGCCUUGCCCCCCUCCAUCAGCUACCACUGUUAGCCAUAUGGACCUGAAAGCACCAGACCACAGCCAGAUGAUGGUGGGACAGCUGCCCUCCACACCCUCAGCUGUCAUGAUGGGGAUUAAUUCAGAAAAUGGAGGCCACCUCUUCUCCACAAACUCUUUUAUGAGCCCAGUAGUUCGGCCCACAGAUGGCCACUGCCCUCCUCAAGGACCCCUUGAGCAGAACCAGCCAGGUGUACUUCAUCUGCCCCAGGGUCAUCCACAGCAUGCUGCAACCCAGCCUGGCCAGCACCUGGGAGGAAACCCGUACAUUAAACAGCAGCAGCAAGAGCAACAGAGACACCAUCUGUAUCAUUUGCAACACCACCUGACACAGCCUGACCCCGCACAGCACCACUCACUACACCAGAGGGCGCUUCAGCAGCAGCAGCAACAGCAGCAGCAGCAGCAGCAACAACAACAACAGCAGCAACAGCAGCAACAACAACAACAGCAGCAACAGCAGCAGCAGCAACAGCAGCAGCAGCAACAGCAGCAGCAUGUGCAGAAGAAGCGAGGGCUUGUCAGAGGCAGUCAGACUGGGUCACCUGUUGGCCUGCAACAGAAGCAGCACCACCUGGAGAAGUCUGGAGUUCAGCAGCAGCACUCGCAUCAACAACAACAGACGCAGCAUCAACCCCACACGCAGCAGCAGCAUCAACAGUCUCACCAACAAUCACAGCAGCAUCAACACCAACAGGCUCAUCCCCAACAGCACCAACAGCAAACGCAUCAACAGCAGCCACUGCCGCAGCAGCAUCAACAACACCAACAACAGCAGCAGCAGCAGUUACAGCAGCAGCAGAGCUCCCACUCCAGACACCAGCAGCAUCUACAGCAGCAGAUCCAACAGCAGCAGCAGCAGCAGCAGCACUUUAGACACCAGGAGAAGAGUUGUGAAGCCCUGGCAGUGGGAUCCAGGGUCCACCACAGCGGCCACCUGGGCCAGCAGGAUCACCUCAAGCCUGGUCAAGACCAUAACGCUAUGCAGAGGAUGAUGAGCACUAGGACUCUGGAGCAGCAGCUCAUCCCUCCUCCCAGCAAUCCUGUGUCCCGGUCGUCGGACCUGGCCUGCGCUCCGUCACGACAGGAACGUCACCGUGUUUCCAGCUACUCUGCCGAGGCGCUCAUCGGUAAAAGUUCCACCAGUGGUGAACAGCAACAGCGCAUGGGUCUCCACCUUCAGCCUGGCCGCGGUGCCACACAGGAGCAGCCAGACCUCCGCGGUUAUCUGGACACAUCGCGAGGGAAGGCCGGCAUUGCACACAACCCACAGAAUCGCUUGCCCGCUGACCAUCCAGGAUCUGCUGAUGUUCAGCGGGUGUCAGAGUGUCCGCCAUUCAAAACCAUGGGAGGAGUGCAUCAACUCGGUGGCUUUGAGGCUCAGGUGUCUCGUGGGAGCGACAUGGUCGCCAAGUCAGUGCCGUCCUCCCAGAGGGGCCCUCAGGGGCAGCAACAAGGCGGGUUUAGGAUGGGUGUUGGCCCUCCACCAGAUGGCCGUAACCGCUACAGUGCAGCUCAUCCCGGCUCACAGGGAGUACAAGUUGGCCUCCCCCGGGAGCAGGAAGGUUGUCACCAGAGUUUCAUGCAAAGCCUUCUUUCACCCCACCUGCCUGAGCAGAGCAACCACCAGCGAGCAGUGCAGUGCUGUCCCCCGGUCAGCAUGGAGUACAGCUGUCUGCCUGGAAGCUCCUCAGGAGACCUACAGGCCAAGGCCUCCAGCCCCAGUGGGCCCCAGACACAGAAGGCCCCAUCUAUGCGGCUUGGAGAGGGCAACAAGGGCCAUAUUUCUCAGGUCAGCAGUAAUAUGCAUGGAGGCCCAGGUGUACGUACAGGUCUCCCCCACCCUCUAACCCCACACAGCAGCUCUGAGCCAGGCCGCUCCUCUGCCCCCUCCAGACCACCCACUGCUGUGAACCAGCACUCUCGCCACCUUGGCCGAGAUACUCAGCCCACCAAGCUGAGACCUGGUGACCGGCCUCGAUCAGGUACUCUGAGACAGAGCAACCCCUUUGAGCCUGAGGGCCACCUGCCUCUGCCGUCAGGCGGAGGGGUGCUGCUGAGCAGACCACAGUCUGGGGGAGAGGCACGACGCAGCACUAUCGUUCGCUUUAUGGCAGAUACUGCUCAGGUUCCUAGCGACAACAACCUGGUUCCUGACCAACACUUAACACAAAACUUUGGUUUCCCCUUUAUUCCAGAAGGAGGGAUGAAUCCUCCCCCUCCCAUCAAUGCUAACUCCACAUUCAUCCCUCCAGUCAGCCAGCCCAAUGCCUCCCGUACGCCGUCCCUUCUGCCUGUGGAGCCCCAAAACACUUUACCCUCCUUCUACCCUUCUUAUUCUCCAGCUGCUCACCCCAGCCUUCCCAGCGAUGUCACCCUCCAGUACUUUCCCAACCAAAUGUUUACCAGCCCAAAUGCCGACAAGGGCAGCGCUCCCCCACUUAAUAACCGCUUCGGCUCUAUCCUUUCCCCACCUCGCCCAGUGGGGUUUGGCCAGGCCAGCUUCCCCUUGCUUCCAGAUAUGCCCCCUAUGCCCAUUGCCAACUCAUCUGGAAUCACUCCCCACAUAUCCAACUUCAGCCUCACCUCCCUGUUCCCCGAGAUCGCCACCGGCAUGCCCACUGAUGCGUCGGCCAUGCCAAUGUCUCCCCUGCUGUCUCUCUCCAACACCUCGGCUUCUGACACUGGCAAGCAGCCCAACCGUCCCGCCCACAACAUCAGCCACAUUCUGGGCCAUGACGGCAGCUCAGCCGUGUGAGAAGAGGUCCUGUUGCACUUGAUGUAAAAGUGGUGGUGAAGCACCUGAUGACGGUUUUAGCUAAAAUGACACGUCUGUCCGAUUGUUUACAUGUUCAGUUUCAAUCUUGGAUUUGUUCCACCUGGCAUACGUAUGCCAACGUUAUCAUUUGUAAUCCAAAAUCUUUCGAAUUGAAGGUGACAUGAAAAUAUAUUUCUUUAAAGCUCUGUGUUGGUUAAACCAACUGUUUGGUAGUAAAACUAAAUGUUUAGAGCUUGAAUUUAAUGUAUUGUGGGUCAUUAAGAAACCUGCAGUUACCCACCAAUGUAAAUUUACUAACUUAUAUCAGGUUGUAUUGUACAGAAUCAGUUUUUUUUUCCAAGAUCUAUUUUGUAAAUACCAGGGUUUCAUAUCAGAAUUGUUAAAUUGUAUGUAUUUGUAAAUACAAAAUGGAUUAAUAAAGUUUAUAAGGAGACGUUUGUAUCUGCUGCCAACU